This is a messenger RNA of Lachancea fermentati, 291 nucleotides long. NCBI's taxonomy places the organism in Eukaryota, Fungi, Ascomycota, Saccharomycetes, Saccharomycetales, Saccharomycetaceae. The record is from the annotation of a GenBank genome assembly.
AUGCCAGCUUUGCCCUCCAGAUCGCAAGUGCUCUCACUAUAUCGACAAUUUAUCAGAAAUGCCAACAACUUUAGCAAUUACAACUAUAGGAACUACUUCCUUAGAAAAGCCAAAACUUCAUUCAGGCAGAAUAAAACGCUGGAGGAUGUCACGGAGCUGAACGAAGCCUGGAACAAAGCCCAACGUGAACUUGGCGUGCUCAAGAGGCAGUCCGUCAUCUCUCAAAUGUACACCUUUGACAAGCUAGUGGUGGAGCCUCUUCAGUCCUCGCACGACAAACGUCGCCACUGA